This is a messenger RNA of Alternaria hordeiaustralica, 891 nucleotides long. RefSeq lists its product as uncharacterized. Bases 1 to 891 code for a protein of 296 amino acids. The transcript has a single exon. NCBI's taxonomy places the organism in Eukaryota, Fungi, Ascomycota, Dothideomycetes, Pleosporales, Pleosporaceae. The record is from RefSeq and is a predicted model, not a curated record.
AUGAUAGCAGCAACCACAGUUUCUGCGCAGUACGGCCCCGGUGGUCAGUACGGUCCAGGCGGAUUUGGAGGAGGUAGUGACAACGGCGACAACGAUUUCGGCUCAUCAUUUGGCGGCGGCCGUAGCGGCUUCUCAUCAGAAUCACGACAUAAGAUCAUCGUAGCCCAUGGUGUCCUCGCAGCCCUGGCCUUUGUCUUAUUCUUCCCAGUUGGAUCGAUUCUUAUACGACUAGGAUCGUUUCGCGGUGUCUGGAUCGUCCAUGGCAUAUUUCAACUCUUUGCGUAUGUUGUGUACAUCGCAGCAUUCGGUCUCGGCGUGUGGAUGAUCAACAACAUCCCAGUCAACAUGCUCGACAACUACCACCCGAUUAUUGGUAUCAUCGUGUUUGUUCUGCUUUUCUUCCAACCCAUCCUUGGCUUCGUCCACCACCUCAAGUUCAAGAAAUAUAGUCGCCGAACUAUCUGGUCGUAUGGUCACCUCUGGUUGGGACGUAUUCUGAUCACGCUGGGCAUGAUCAACGGCGGCCUCGGCCUGCUGCUUGCAUCGGAUGCACCCGCAUUCACCGGAUUUGCUCCCAGUCAAGGCCAGAUCAUCGCAUACGGAGUCAUUGCCGGGAUCAUGUGGUUGCUUUGGGUUUCAGCCUCGAUCUAUGGGGAGAGAAAGAGAACGAUCUCACGUCGGGCGGCAGUGAACAAGGAGGUCGAUGCUGGGUCACCUGCGCGCCCCUAUGACGAUGGCAAGGAAUUAUACGCGUACGCUGGUUCCUAUUCCUGUUCUGAUCCACACAUUGCUAACCCAAUAACAGGCAGCGAACUUAUGCUUAAAGUAACCGAUACAUCCUCAGAGCCGUCUAUAGUAGCAUGCUACAAUACCAAAGCAUUCAUUUCGUGA